AUACAGAUACUUGUAUAGAUACAGUACACGAGACGAUACAUAUAUCAUCAGAAACCAGUCAUCUAAUCAUCAGUACCUUCACAAAGCAAAACCCUAAUUUGAAAUCCGAGCAGGAUCCGCAACUCUCUGUCUCCAAUCUUCGUCGCUAAUCAUGGGCUCAGAUGCUGAUAUGGAGGAUUAUGGAUUUGAAUACUCCGAAGAGGAGGCUGAAGAGCAGGAUGUUGAUAUUGAGAAUCAGUACUACAAUUCCAAAGGUUUGGUUGAGACUGAUCCGGAGGGUGCCCUUGCUGGUUUUGCUGAGGUAGUUGAGAUGGAACCAGAAAAGGCAGAAUGGGGAUUUAAAGCUCUCAAACAGACUGUCAAACUUCAUUAUCGUCUUGGGAGUUAUAAAGAGAUGAUGGAAGCCUAUAGGGUGAUGUUGACCUACAUAAAAUCAGCUGUGACAAGGAACUAUAGUGAAAAGUGUAUAAACAAUAUCAUGGAUUUUGUUUCCGGGUCAGCUAGCCAGAAUUUUGGGCUUCUGAAGGAGUUCUAUGAGACCACUUUGAGGUCUCUUGAAGAGGCUAAAAAUGAGAGGUUGUGGUUCAAGACAAAUCUCAAGCUAUGCAAAAUUUGGUUCGACAUGGGCGAGUAUGGUAGAAUGAACAAGAUUUUGAAGGAACUCCACAAGUCUUGUCAGAAGCCUGAUGGCAGUGAUGAUCAAAAGAAAGGGACCCAACUUUUGGAAGUAUAUGCUAUUGAGAUUCAAAUGUACACUGAAACCAAAAAUAACAAGAAGCUCAAGCAACUGUACCAAAAAGCACUUGCAAUUAAAUCAGCAAUACCACAUCCAAGAAUAAUGGGCAUCAUUCAUGAAUGUGGCGGCAAAAUGCAUAUGGCAGAGCGCCAGUGGGCAGAAGCAGCCACAGAUUUUUUCGAAGCUUUUAAGAAUUAUGAUGAAGCUGGGAAUCAACGGCGUAUCCAAUGCCUAAAAUACCUGGUGCUGGCCAACAUGCUAAUGGAGUCUCAAGUUAAUCCUUUUGAUGGGCAAGAAGCCAAGCCAUACAAAAAUGAUCCUGAAAUACUGGCUAUGACAAACUUAAUUGCGGCCUAUCAAAGAAAUGAAAUAUUGGAAUUUGAGAAAAUUGUUAAGAGUAACAGGAGAACCAUUAUGGAUGAUCCUUUCAUUAGAAAUUACAUUGAGGACCUCUUGAAAAAUAUCAGAACCCAAGUCUUGCUUAAGCUCAUCAAACCCUACACAAGGAUCAGAAUCCCUUUUAUUUCAAAGGAGCUGAAUGUGCCAGAGGCAGAUGUUGAACAGCUGUUGGUGUCACUUAUAUUAGAUAAUCGAAUACAAGGGCAUAUUGAUCAAGUGAAUAAACUUUUGGAGCGUGGUGACAGGUCGAAGGGAAUGAAAAAAUAUGCUGCUAUAGAGAAAUGGAAUAUGCAGCUGAGGUCACUUUAUCAGACUGUUAGCAGCAGAGUUACCUGAGAUUAAAAUUUAGAUCAAAUUUUGUUGAUUUUGAUUGUUUCUACUUGCCGUAUCAAGUUUGGUGUAGUAAAGUCGCUAAAGUUACUGGGGAAUGAAAUCGACUUGAUUAAACUCAGUUUUCUAGACACUUAUGAAUUAUUACAAACCCAAGGGUAGCACGUUUAGAAGAAAUGAAAAGUCUGAACUACUUUUGCACAAUUCUGUGUUUAAACAAAAAUGUUGAAUUUCAAUUCUUUUGCCCUGUUA
Molecule: messenger RNA, 1717 nt
Organism: Daucus carota subsp. sativus
Lineage: Eukaryota; Viridiplantae; Streptophyta; Magnoliopsida; Apiales; Apiaceae
Product: COP9 signalosome complex subunit 2
Exons: 12
Coding region: 152-1471 (439 amino acids)
Biological process (GO): protein deneddylation
Cellular component (GO): COP9 signalosome
Source: RefSeq, a predicted model, not a curated record